Notodromas monacha is the source of this 2781-nucleotide messenger RNA. Lineage: Eukaryota; Metazoa; Arthropoda; Ostracoda; Podocopida; Cyprididae. The record is from the annotation of a GenBank genome assembly.
CUCAACCUUUGUCUGAGUUUUCGAGCAAUAAUUAAAUGAGGGACUUCCUUUUGCCAAGUUUUAAUUAAAUAUUCUGUAUGCAUAUAAAGAUAUAUUCUCUGGGAAGUCUCCCCAAGAUUUUUUUCUUCUGUUUUUACGUUCAUCUAAUCACGCCUUUGUUCCCCCUUUUUUUCGGGUCCAUAUAUACUCCGCUUCACUCCUUCGUUCUGAGAGCCUUUUUCUGGCCUCAUUUCUGAGCUACAGUCUCCACUUUUCUCGUUGUACUUUUGUUCUCAUUUUAAGCAAGGCAGAGAGUUGAUGAGGCUAAUUUAUGAGAGGAAAUCUGGUGGGUGUGACCUUUGGUAUAGGCCAUAAGCCGCGAUGAUUCUGGAGGAACAAGUGCGGGGCAUUGCCGCAGCCGACGAGGAUCCAGCUGGAGGAGGAUCCGUCUGCUCCAGGUUUUGGGAAUGCUUGGGGAAGAUUUGGAAUGGAACCCCUUUCAGUGGAUGGAAAUGCAAAACUCAGCAACAACGGGACCGGGUACAAAAAAUAGCUGCAGCACUGGAAAACGAACGCCGGAGACUAAUGGACCUUGAAAACAAGGUUCGAGAAGUGAUCGAUGUGAACCGCAAAAUUGGGGAGCUGAGUCCAGAAAAUGGCAAGGAAUGUCACUAUCAUCAGAAUGUGGAGAAAACUAAGUCUGCUAACUGCUGGCACACAAAAGACAGCAUUGACGACAACGAAGAGAAAAUUCGAUCAGCGAAAGAAAAAUAUCGAAGCAUUUUGAAGCCGAGUUCGACUUCAAAAAAUGCAGCAAUAACUGGAGACUCUUCCAACCAGAAGGAUUUUGAGUUUCCAGAAAAUCGCCGGUGUCAAAAACUAUCUGAUACGUUUCCAGUGACACCGGAUCUCCCUUAUUGUCGUCAUGCGAAAAAUUCUGAAAUUUUGUCGAGAGGACUUCCGCCAAAUGAAGAGUCCUUCAGCAUGGAUUUCACAGGCACCGAAAGUGAUCGAAAGCGAACAACGAGUCUGUGGGAUUCGUACCAUUGGGAAAACUAUGGUAGGACGGGAAAAAGGAUCUCUGGUUACGACUUGGAUUCGGUUAUUUGGCCCACUGCUUCAACCUUGGCCCCCAAGGAAUAUCUCGGAUAUUCCACAUCCAUUUCCGAAGGCCCCAAAAACGCGUCGUUGCCAACGACAGAAGAAGUCGGUAAAACACAAGACGGACGAAAACGUAGACGUCAGCGGGGUCGACAUCGUCACCAGUCCCUGACGGGCUUUAUGACACGGCCACGUGACAGCAACCCGUGGACAACGACGAUGACGAAGAAGAAAACCCCGGAUUCCUUCUCACGGGACCUGAGAGCGUCGACAAUCGUCGACACUGGGAAAGUCAUGUUGGCGAAUAAUGCUGUUCCACCUCACGACACUGAUGACGACGGGGAAAAACCUCUGAGACUAGAUGAUUAUGAUGAAAGAAACGCAUUUCGUACGGAUAAUAAUGAAGGAUGGUCGAAAAAGGUCGGAGAAAGCAAGACAUCAGGGGAAGAGAGUGGAUUGCUUUUGCAAUUACUGGAGGAAGCUGCGAAAGACAAGGUUGCGAUGACGACUCAAUGGCGACAAGCAAAAGCCGCGCUCAAGAAGGCCCAGUGUGAGUUGGAGCAGUACAAGUCGUGUCACCAGGAUUCUGGGUUUAACAACCAACACCAGACGGUCUUUGAGGACCGAAGUUCUGCUGAAAGUGCCCAAAAACACGGAGACCACAAUAAUAUCAGUCAUCAGAUAGUCUUGCGUGAAGCGAAAAGGAUUAGACCUGGCUUGUCGAAUACGAUGACAGAACCCAAAGUCCGGAAUAGAACCCAGGUUGCGGGGAUUUUGUCAUCCAAAACCAAAUGCAGCAACUCUGCUAGAGUUAAACACGGCCGCAGCAAAAAUCGUGGGAGAUCGCUGGAAAAUCAUGGCUGUGACAGCUCUUCUGGGUCAACCAAGGUCGACACUGAUUCCGGAACUUGUGAUUCGUGGGGAGAGAAUUUAUGUGCUUCUUCUUCAAGAACAGAAAUUGAGAUGACUGGAAUUAGAAGGAAAGAUGGACGAAGAACAGGAGGAACAGAAGCGUCCAACAGCCUUUACGAAGGUUCCAUCCAAGCUGCGAAGACCAGAAUUUGUCACACUCCGUCCGAAGAAGUCUUCUUUGACCAAGUUCGGUAUUGUUGCCUAAAUCGAGCCCAUAGAAAAGCAAAGAACGAAACGGAGGGCUUGUCCUUUUCUGGGAAGUUCCCAAAAAACCUUGAACUUCAUCCCUGCAGUGGUAGUGGUGUGGUUUUUGACCGGGGCAAGACAAAGCCAUUGAACAAAUUACCUGGCAUCCUUGCUCUGAUUGAGGAGUUUUCUGCCCAAAAUGACAACAAAAGUGAAGAAGAAAUUGAUGAUGAAUCUUUCAGGGUGGAAAUCAAUACAACCCUUCGCCACCUCAGAAGAGAUGAAAGGGCAAGAAGGAACCAGAGAAGGAGGGCAAUGAAAGAAAUGGAUGACUCCCCGAGCUACACGGGAGGGAAUUCAGGGGUUCCAAAAGCCACUUUUGUGAAGAUGGUGGAUCUACAGAAAGAAGACUCAUUGCUGGAAUCCAGGGCCUGUGGAAAUAUUUUGUUGUGCCUGCAGAAUAUGGACUCUAACACUAAAAGGAAGAAAGCCAGCCCCAUGGACCCACUGGAUGAUUUCAACUCAUCGAGCUCAAGUGAGGAAAUCACGAGUGUGUUCAUUGCUCUUAUUCACCUUAAACGUGUUCUGUCUAUAUCUUUAUAA